Molecule: messenger RNA, 1539 nt
Organism: Gryllus bimaculatus (two-spotted cricket)
Lineage: Eukaryota; Metazoa; Arthropoda; Insecta; Orthoptera; Gryllidae
Source: the annotation of a GenBank genome assembly
AUGCCUGAAAACGAAUAUGGUUCCGGUGGGGGUGAUGAUGGAAGAGUGGAUCAUGGUGAUAGAUCUCAAAGACUGACAAAUGAUGAUUUUCGUAAAUUGUUGAUGACUCCCCGUUCUUCUGUUCCAUCAUCUCUACCGUCAGCUCCAGCUCGAGAUGUUACACCUUCUACUCAAGAUAAUGAUGGCGAAGAUAGAGCAGAGCGUAGAAGAAAGAAAAAAAGUUUUUAUGCCAAACUCAAAAAACAAGAAGAUGAUAAAAUGGCAGAAUUGGCCAAAAAAUAUCGUGACAGGGCAGGUGAAAGAAGAGAUGGUGCCAAUCCAGAUUAUCAGGCAGAAGAUCCUCUAUCCACAGCUAGUGGGUAUCGUGCUGUGGCUCCAGAUCUUAAAUCUGGAAUGGAUGCUGCAGAAAGACGAAGACAGAUGAUUCAAGAAUCAAAGUUCUUGGGUGGUGAUAUGGAGCAUACUCACUUGGUGAAAGGUUUAGAUUAUGCACUUCUUCAAAAAGUACGUAGUGAAAUCCAAGCAAAGGAGAAAGAAGAAAAAGAAGAGAUGGACAAAGUGAUGAAAACAAAGAAAGAGAAAAAAGAUGAAGAAGAAGAAAUGCAAUUUAAAACAAAACUUGGUCGCAGUAUUUAUCGAGUUUUGUUUAAAUUGAAGCCACCUGAAAAAAAUGAUCUUUUUUCUCCCGGGCGCAUGGCAUAUGUCAUUGAUUUGGAAGAUGAAUUUGCAGAAAGUGACAUACCAACAACGUUAAUUCGUAGUAGAGUGGAAGUACCUAGUUUGGAGGCUACUGCUACCCUUACAACAAAUGAUAUUGUCAUUAACAAAUUAGCACAGAUUCUUUCAUAUUUACGUCAAGGUGGCAGAAGUAAAAAAUCAAAGAAGAAGGACAAGGGACGUACUGAUGGCAAAGGUGGUAAAUUGCAAGAUGAAAGUAUUUAUGGAGACAUUGGAGAUUAUAUUCCAGCUAUGACCAAGCAAGAGAGUACUGAUAAAAGUAAAGAUAAACGUCAUGGGUCAUAUUUCGAAAAGCCUAGUGAUGAUACUUGGUCAAAUAAACAGGCUAAACCAGAAAUGCGUAAGGGAGAUUCUGACAAGGUAACUCUGAAGCGAGAUGUUGCAGCUUCAAAUCAGAGCAGAGCUCAGCAACUGCUUACACGUCUGGCAGCUGAACCAGAAGGUUAUGCUGAAUGCUAUCCAGGAUUAGAGGAAAUGCAGGAUGCUAUUGAUGAUUCUGAUGAUGAAGUAGAUUACACAAAGAUGGACCUAGGAAACAAGAAAGGUCCAAUUGGCAGAUGGGACUUCGAUACCCAAGAAGAAUACAGUGAUUAUAUGAACAGUAAGGAAGCACUUCCAAAGGCUGCUUUCCAAUAUGGUGUAAAGAUGGCAGAUGGCCGUCGAACCAGAAAGUAUCACAAAGAGAAGAAUGAGAAAGCUGAAUUAGAUAGGGAAUGGCAGAAGAUUCAAAAUAUUAUUCAAAAACGCAAAGUUCCAGGCACUUCUGGUGCUGAACAUGAGUUUAAGAAACCCAAAUAUUAG